AGUACAGCUCACGCUGUCUUGCCAAGACGCUUUCAUGCGCAGCAGCUGAUAAAGAGGAGAAGCUGCGUGCUGUGGGGUUGCGCCCGUUUGUCUGAGCAUCAGUGUGAAGAGAAGUUGUGCAGCAAACAUCUUCAAUGCCUCCUCAGUACGCACCAAGCCUGCGCUCUCGUCUGGCACCCUUGCUGCUUUUCCUGCAGACUGGGUUUAUCAUCAUAUUUGCUUUUUACACUGAAAUCGAAAGAAAUGGAAACGCUGAUGACUUCAGCAAACGUUACCCAGAGUUCCAGGAUGUGAAUGUGAUAGUGAUUCUAGGCUUUGGCUUUUUGGGCACUUUUCUAGUGCGCCAUGGUUUCAGUGGCUCCGGGUUCAACCUCCUUGUGGCUGCCAUGGCCACCCAGUGGGCCCUCAUACUGAACGGUGUGGAGUCCUUGUACUACAGGGGAAGGCUCAGGAUAGAUCUGAAAAGCUUGAUAGUUGCUGAGAUGUGCACUGCCUCAGCCCUCAUUUCAAUUGGAGCUGUGCUGGGGAAGACCAACCCAGUCCACCUCAUCCUUAUUGGACUGCUCGAGGUGUCAGGGUUCAUCCUAAACAAAUGGCUUCUGCAGUUUCUCCUGAACACCCGUCCUCUGAUCAGCAUCAUGAUGCUUCACAUCUUUGGGUCCUUGUUUGGACUCAUGCUGACAGCGACACUUUACCGUAAAGGCUCAGAGCAGCGAUUUGAAAAGGAGAAAUUUGACACAAAGAUGGGAUUGUUUUCCAUGUUAGGGACUGUUGUCCUCUGGAUGUUUUGGCCCAGUUUUAACUCUGUCCUCGUGGAUGAUCGGACUCCUGGGAGGAAGCUGGAAGCCGUGUGCAGCACCUACCUGGCCCUGGCCGUUAGUGCUGUGACAGCAGCUGCGAUGUCUGUGCUCUCCAACCCCAAGGGAAAACUACACCUGAUCCACCUGCAGUCCUGCAUCCUCGCUGGUGGCGUCGCUGUCGGCGUCUCCAUGUCAGCAGUUCGUCAUCCUUGGGAAGCCAUGAUAAUCGGCUUUGCUGCUGCCAUAAUAUCAUCCAUUGGAUUCCAGUAUCUUAAGAUCCACAUGCUGCUGGCAUUUCAGUGCCAUGACACAUGCGCUAUCUUAAGCAGUCAUGCACUUCCUGGUCUACUGGGAUGGAUAGCGCAUCUUGUCCUGCAGAUCAAAGACUCAGAUGAUCACACAGUAGCGAUCCGGUUUGCUGUAUUUCACAUCUGUAGUCUCCUCAUCACCAUCGCUCUGAGUGUGACGCUGGGAAUCCUUACAGGGCUCCUUAUCAGGUUGAAGUUUUGGAGACCACCCCAGUACAAGAAUUGCUUUGAUGAUCAAGCCUUCUGGGAGUUUUCUCAUCUGGCUGUGCGCAAAUAAGAAGACGAAGACCCCUGUAUAUAAUUUCACACUCUCUCCUGACUUUUAUAAAAUAAUGUAGUGGGAUAUAUUUUUUUGUGUGAGGGAGGAAAAAAAAAAGGAGGAUAAAAAUCGGGAGUGAGGAGUGUCAGACUGAUUUACUGCUCAGUAUGUUUUUAUUGCUGCCAUGGCUGUGAAACACUACCCUGAUGCUCUGGGUGUUACACAAGCUGAAUGGACAGAUGUUGCAUUCAAAUACAAAGUCGCAGCACUGAGAGGACACCCUACAGAUGUGAAACCUCUGUCUGCCAGAGGCUAACUGAAACUCAAUAAAUCUGGAUUGCUGCAAACUUU
Messenger RNA from Pundamilia nyererei, 1718 nucleotides. RefSeq names its product Rh blood group, D antigen (gene rhd). Gene Ontology annotation, cellular component: plasma membrane. Gene Ontology annotation, biological process: ammonium transmembrane transport; ammonium homeostasis. Gene Ontology annotation, molecular function: ammonium channel activity. Lineage: Eukaryota; Metazoa; Chordata; Actinopteri; Cichliformes; Cichlidae. The transcript has 10 exons. Bases 135 to 1385 code for a protein of 416 amino acids. The record is from RefSeq and is a predicted model, not a curated record.